AUGUCUGAACUUGUUGACCGCAGAAGCCGUCACCAGGGAGCAGGGCUUCACAAGUGUGAGGAGUGUGGGAGAAGGUUCACAUACAAGUCCAACCUCACUGAGCACUGGAGAGUGCACACAGGAGAGAGGCCCUACGAGUGGGGGCAUGGAGAAAGGCCUUAUGAGUGCGGUGAGUAUGGGAAGUUCUUUAGACAGUUCUGUAACUUCAUCCGACACCAGAGUAUUCAUACUGGAGAUAGACCUUAUGAAUGCAGUGAAUGUGGGAAAUCUUUUAGCUGCAAAUUUAUCCUCAUUCAACAUCAAGUCCACACUAGAGAAAGGCCUUAUGAGUGUGAGGAAUGUGGAAAUUCCUUUACCCGGAAAUCUGACCUCGUUCAGCACCAGAGAAUUCACACUGAAAGAUCGUACGAGUGUGGGGAAUGUGGGAAGUCUUUUAGACAAUGCUCUGGCCUCAUUCAGCACCGCAGAGUCCACACUGGAGAAAGGCCUUACGAGUGUGGGGAAUGCAGAAAAGCCUUUAGCCAGAGUGCUUGUCUUACUCAACACCAGCGAGUGCACACAGGAGAGAGACCUUAUAUAUGCAAGGAAUGUGGGAAAUCCUUAAGCCAGAGCUCCAGCCUAGUUCAGCACCAGAGAGGUCACACUAGAGAAAGGUCUUAUGAGUGCAGUGUGUGUGGGAAACCUUUUACUCACAGAUCUGACCUCCUUCAGCACCAAAGAGUCCACACUGGAAAAAGGCCUUAUAGAUGCAGUGAAUGUGAGAAAUCCUUUAGCCGAAAAUCUAACCUCAUUUGCCACCAGAGAGUUCACACUUGAGAACAAUCUAUAGCCCUUUGCUGUGAUGUACUGAACCACAGUGUUAUUGGUCACUAGGAUAAAAACAAGGACCCUAUAGUAAAAUAGAAUGUGCCCUAAAAAUGUAUCCACAAGUGUUCACUGGUAAUGGCCAUGGGAUCAGUGUAAACAAAUUCUGAGCUACUUAAGGAGGCUAAGUUCAAGCCCUGUAACAAAUUCUGAGGCUCUCCGGAGCCACUUCCUGAAGCUGUGCUUUUGUGAGGAAACAAUGGAAAGGUUUUGCAGAUUCCUAUAUCCACUCUGGUCUGUUCAUCCAUUGGCCAGUGCUCUAUAGGCAGCAAACUAGAACAGAAAAAUGGUUGUGUGGUCUAGAGAUGUGGCUUUUGUGGCCCAGUCAGAAAUCCUGCUGUAAAAGUGGUAAUAGCCUAAAUUGCUUUCCAGUAAUUGAUGCUGCUGACUUGGGCUUUUCCAAAAAAAGCAGGACACCCAGGCCACUUCUUAAAAGCUUCUGUUAAA
Perognathus longimembris pacificus (Pacific pocket mouse) is the source of this 1311-nucleotide messenger RNA. Its product is annotated as zinc finger protein 551-like. Lineage: Eukaryota; Metazoa; Chordata; Mammalia; Rodentia; Heteromyidae. Gene Ontology annotation, cellular component: nucleus. The record is from RefSeq and is a predicted model, not a curated record. Gene Ontology annotation, molecular function: DNA-binding transcription factor activity, RNA polymerase II-specific; RNA polymerase II cis-regulatory region sequence-specific DNA binding. Gene Ontology annotation, biological process: regulation of transcription by RNA polymerase II.